Molecule: messenger RNA, 2220 nt
Organism: Heterobasidion irregulare TC 32-1
Lineage: Eukaryota; Fungi; Basidiomycota; Agaricomycetes; Russulales; Bondarzewiaceae
Exons: 8
Coding region: 1-2097 (698 amino acids)
Biological process (GO): mRNA splicing, via spliceosome
Cellular component (GO): nucleus
Molecular function (GO): nucleic acid binding; RNA helicase activity; ATP binding
Source: RefSeq, a predicted model, not a curated record
AUGGUAGGCAUCAAUGGUCGUCUUCGUGAACGACUGGAUGAUACAAACGAAGCUGGCGCAGAUGACGCUGAGGAAGGUGUGGUGGAAGACGAGCUGGAUGCGACGGAACUCAAUCCAGAGGAUAUUCUUGCACUUGCUGCGAAGAAGGCAAGGAAGAAGGAUUUAGCUACCGUCGACCAUUCCCGCAUUCCGUAUGAACCAUUUCGGAAGGAGUUUUAUAUCCCACCUCCCGACGUUGCCGCUAUGACAGACGAAGAGGCUGAACUGUUGCGACUUGAGCUGGACAGUAUCAAGAUUCGUGGAGUCGAGUGCCCGAGGCCUGUCACGAAAUGGAGCCACUUUGGUUUGCCCGCCAGCUGUCUUGAUGUCAUCAAACGGCUGAAUUAUACCUCUCCGACGUCCAUUCAAGCUCAAGCCAUUCCUGCGAUUAUGUCCGGUCGGGAUGUCAUUGGUGUUGCCAAGACUGGUUCAGGCAAGACGGUCGCUUUCCUACUACCACUCUUUCGGCAUAUCAAGGAUCAACGUUCGCUGGACCAAAUGGAAGGUCCUAUCGCAAUUAUAAUGACACCCACUCGCGAGCUAGCCGUCCAGAUCCAUCGAGACUGUAAGCCAUUUUUAAAAGUCCUUAACUUACGGGCUAUCUGUGCCUACGGAGGCUCACCAAUUAAGGAUCAAAUUGCGGACAUGAAGAAAGGCGCUGAGAUUAUCGUCUGUACGCCGGGACGUAUGAUCGACCUGCUUACCGCUAACUCUGGACGCGUAACGAACCUCAAACGUGUCACGUACCUCGUUCUUGAUGAGGCGGAUCGGAUGUUUGAUAUGGGUUUCGAACCGCAGGUCAUGAAGAUCAUCAACAAUAUUCGGCCAGACAGGCAGACACUCCUCUUUUCGGCCACCUUUCCUAGACAGAUGGACUCCCUCGCCCGGAAGAUCCUCAGAAAGCCCCUGGAGAUUACUGUAGGUGGGCGGUCAGUCGUCGCUGCAGAAAUCGACCAGAUUGUCGAGGUGCGAGCGGAGGACACUAAAUUCAACCGUCUCCUUGAGGUCCUUGGCCAGAUGUACAAUGACGACCCUGAGGCUAGAACCCUCAUCUUUGUCGAUCGACAGGAAGCGGCAGACAAUCUUCUUCGCGAACUGAUGCGCAAGGGUUAUCUUUGCAUGUCACUUCAUGGUGGCAAAGACCAAGUUGAUCGGGACUCGACGAUAGCAGAUUUUAAAGCCGGCGUCGUUCCGAUCGUCAUCGCAACAUCUGUUGCGGCCAGAGGAUUGGAUGUCAAACAGCUCAAGCUCGUCAUCAAUUACGAUGCCCCGAAUCAUAUGGAAGAUUAUGUACAUCGUGCUGGGCGGACGGGUAGAGCGGGCAAUAAGGGCACAUGUAUCACUUUCAUCACUUCAGAGCAAGAUCGGUACUCUGUCGACAUCUAUCGUGCGUUGAAGGCUAGUGAGGCCAACGUUCCGCAAGAAUUGGAAGAAUUGGCCAACGGUUUCCUUGAGAAAGUCAAAACGGGCAAGGCCCAAGCGGCAGGCUCUGGCUUUGGCGGCAAAGGACUCGAUAGGCUGGACAAAGAGCGCGAUGCUCGCGAGAAGGCCGAACGGAAAGCCUAUGGCGAGCCAGAGGAAGAGCAGAAGGCGGCCGAAGAGGCCACGUCUACCAAGAAGGAGACGACGGACGACAUGACGUUCGGUAACUUCAAGGUAGAGAUCAAGCGCGGUCCGGCGCCUGAUUCGUCUAAGGGACAACUGGGUGACGUUGGUCGGAAGGUCAACCCGGAUGCGACGGACUUCCAUGCGAUCAUACCCAUCAACGACUACCCUCAGAAAGCUCGGUGGCGGGUCACCAACAAAGAGACAAUGGUCCAGCUCAUCGAUAUGACGGGGGCGUCGGUUACGAACAAAGGUAUCUACUACGAGCAGGGGAAGGAGCCACCUUCAGAGGGACCUCCGAAAUUGCACCUGCUCAUCGAGUCGAACGAGGAAUGGCGGGUCGAACACGCUGUUCGCGAGAUCAAGCGACUGCUUAUUGAGGCGUCUGCCGCAGCGCUGCAGGCGGAGAUGCGGAACCCCACGGCACCUUCCGGAAGAUACAGCGUUGUUUAGGCACAUGCUUCGUGAAUUUACUGUAAUUUAUAUGUAGUUUUUGCUCUUGUCGUAUGUUUUCCAUCAUUGGAUGGAGGCCUCACUUUCCGAGGCCUGAUCGAGUAAUUAUGGCAUGGAAAACCG